Cottoperca gobio is the source of this 1974-nucleotide messenger RNA. Its product is annotated as tumor necrosis factor receptor superfamily member 12A. Gene Ontology annotation, biological process: positive regulation of extrinsic apoptotic signaling pathway. NCBI's taxonomy places the organism in Eukaryota, Metazoa, Chordata, Actinopteri, Perciformes, Bovichtidae. Gene Ontology annotation, cellular component: plasma membrane. Gene Ontology annotation, molecular function: protein binding. The transcript has 5 exons. The record is from RefSeq and is a predicted model, not a curated record. Bases 140 to 505 code for a protein of 121 amino acids.
UAAAACAAGGCUCAGACUCCUCCGGGUGACUCACUCUGAUGCUCGCUUUUCCAUGCUGAAAACCAGCACGGAUUGUUAAUCAGAUGAACUUUCGGGAAUUGUGUAGCCGACAGCGAGCAGCUCUCCCCCCGCAGACAUCAUGGCUUUAAACGCUCUCUGCGCGCUCUGCGGAUUUAUUAUAGCAGCUGUGACCAAUUUCUAUGUUGUGAGCGCACAGAAAAGUCAAUGCGGCAGUUUAGAGUUUUGGAACUCAGAUUUGGACGUCUGUGUGCCGUGUGCGUCGUGCAAGCAGUACCCAAAGACCCCGUCAUGCAACACAUGUAAAUAUGAGGAUGAGACACCUGACGUGUGGAAACUCGCAGCCAUCGCAAGCUUCUCCGUGCUGGCUGUCGUGCUGGUCGGUGCUGCGCUGAUUAUCGGUGUCAUGGUGCAUCGACGGAAGUCGCACAAACGGCCUCUACGUGAACCCAUUGAAGAAACGGCGGGGCCACUUUACCAAGCUUAAACAAUACACCUCAUCCUCCUUCUGGAAACAGAUGUGACAGAACCAAGAGAGCGACUGGUUCAGAACCGGACGAAGCAAACCUCUGGACCAUGAACUGUAUACUCUGACUGCAGGGUGUCUCUUCAUCAGAAGUGGACCAUUUUAAUUUAUUAGACUGUCGAGUGAGGAGCUGUGCUCAGCGUAGGUCCGACAGAGACCACACGAGCGCCUCUCACACCUCUGUAGGAACAGUAACAUUAUAUUAUAGUGGCAUCAUUCUCAGAUAUUAUGUGCCUUUUUUAUAUUCCACUUAAAAUAACAUUUUUGGUCUGGAAGACCUUUUGUCUGUGUUUUAUCCAGAAACAAAACUACAGUCUUUUCUCCGGGGAGAUUGAUGCUUUCCAAAUCCUGUAUUGUAUUUUCCAGCAGGACGAUGAAUGUAACACAGCUACUGCUGCCUGCUGGGCUGCGGUUUGAUCUCCUGCUAUUCAGCGGGGUUAGACAAGGUCUAGUCACUUACCACGACAGCCUCUUAAAGAUAAAUCACAUGUGAGUUAGGAAGACGUUAGGAAACAUGAAGGCCAUUUGAAUGUAGCUACUUCUACAGAAGGUGAAAUGUAUUCCAGCCUUGCCAGUGCCUGCUCUCUUCGUCGUGCUAUACAGUGAGAGAGCAGUCACCUGAACUCACUCACUGUUACUGCGUCUCCUGAGACCAACACGGACUCUUUGUUGCAGGUUAUUACAAUAUUGUCUUGUCUGCUUUAAUGUUUUUUUUUUAUUAGGAGAUGGAUUUUUUUCUCACAACCCCAGAAUUCACACGUUCCUCGUCCCAGCACUCGUAGGACAGGAUGUUUGAAACACUAGACACGAGAGCCCAAACCGCUAACACAUGGGAAUGUUGCGAGGAAUGUACUGUAGUGAAGGAAAUGACACUUGUAGUGUUUUGAGUGGAGCCACACGAUCAGUAUGCUUACUAACUCUGACCCGUCGACUUGUUUCAGAUCUAAAGAUAUAUGUCGGUUUGUAAUUGUGUAGCCUGAGAAACAUGGUGGCCAGGGUUGUUGUUUUUCCACUUCUGGUUUUAGUUGGGGUUGUUUUCUAUCUUCAAAACAUCGCAGUGUGUGGAACAUGAUGUAUUUUAUGUGACAGGUCAUGUCUGUCUGCUUGUGGGGAAACAGUUAGGGAAUCACUUAAAAUGCAGACACUUCUUUUCUUUUAGAUUUUUUAUAUUAUUUAUUUUUAAGUAUCUUGCAGUGGAUGUUUUGCAUCCACCGCGAGUUUAAAAAGGGACACCAGUGAAGAUUUCUUCCAGCAGGCCAGCCAACGAUGAUACUGAGCAAUAACUAACACUUCCCGCUUAUUUCUCUCGCUUUCUAUUUCUAAAAUUGUAUAUACUGUACAUGCACUGGCUUAUUUUUUACUGCAAUCUUAUAAACUGCUUUGUGUACCAAAUGUAUUUUCACAAUAAAACUGACAUCUUCCAAUUAUAA